Molecule: messenger RNA, 581 nt
Organism: Suillus paluster
Lineage: Eukaryota; Fungi; Basidiomycota; Agaricomycetes; Boletales; Suillaceae
Exons: 3
Coding region: 28-321 (97 amino acids)
Source: RefSeq, a predicted model, not a curated record
CACUUGACACGAUACGAUAAUAUCAAUAUGGUCCUCAUCACAAUAUCUAUGCUCUUUGCAACCAUCAAUAGCAUCUGUUAUAGCACUGGUUGGUCUAUUCCUUCAACAGAUAGAAUCGACAGCUAUCGCACAAUGGACAGUCAGUGUACAAUUGAUCGGACACGCGUCUCAACCUUAAGCACCGCAGGACAACUUUACUUGAACAUGUCGAACUCAAUUAUUUCCCACUCUUGUCCAAGUCGGAGUCUGCCCUCACUAAAAUUCAUACAUGUCAAUAUAUGGAUCACGACGUGCGUGGUGUCCCGGAGCCAGGAAAAGUAGUCCCCCCCUGUCUCCCCACGUGUGACGUAGGUGUCACUUCAAGUCUAGCGGAUUUAGACACUGUUAGUUGGUUGUUCGCGCUCGCCCACCGCAGCCUGCUGCUAGACAACGCCUGCGCCACCGAGCCCCCUACCCGCCGCUCUUGGACCUGUGCACCGUUGCAAGCUUCCUAUGAUGCGUCUUAACGGCCGCAGUAUUAUAAUCACCCCAAAAUACAUUUGCCUCUAGUUUGCCUCACAAACUAUUAUCAUUAUCCUUCC